UUCUAUCCAAUUUUUGUACCAAUAAAGUAUUUGUUUUGUGAUGUUUGCAUAACAUUUUAUGCAUGUGCUGAGUUUCUUCUUUGUACAAACUAAGAAGUUGACAACCUUUGUAUUAAUGAGUCCAAGAUCUUUUUCCAUGAAGUUUGUAAAUAGAAUCGACGAUGAUGUGGAAAAUGGGAAGUUGGAGAUCAAAGAGAAGUCAAUACGCAAUAAUAUGCUCGUCACUGUACAGAACAAGGCCUUGCUAUCUGGAAUUUCAUAUUGUAUUUCUUCCUGUAGCAUGAUAUUAGUUAAUAAAUAUGUCCUUUCCAGCUAUAACUUUAAUGCAGGGAUAUCCUUGAUGCUCUAUCAGAAUUUUGUCUCGGUGGUGGUGGUUUCUCUGUUGAGCUUCUUCGGUGUAAUUUCUACGGAACCACUCACGUUGAGGCUAAUCAAAGUCUGGUUGCCUGUUAAUUUUAUAUUUGUUGGAAUGCUUAUAACAAGUAUGUUCAGUUUGAGGUACAUAAAUGUUGCUAUGGUCACUGUCUUGAAGAAUGUUACUAAGGUGAUUACUGCUGUUGGUGAAAUGUAUAUAUUCAACCGACACCAUGAUAACCGAGUGUGGGCUGCUCUUUUUCUAAUGAUAGUAACUUUGUUGUCUGCUGUGCGGAUUAUAUCAGCAGUCUCUGGAGGAAUUACAGACCUUUCUUUUCAUGCCACUGGUUAUACCUGGCAGAUUAUCAAUUGUUUUUUGACAGCAUCAUAUUCUUUGACUCUACGUAGAAUCAUGGACACCGCUAAGCAAGUGACAGAAUCUGGGAACUUAGAUGAAUUUUCAAUGGUUCUGCUAAAUAAUACCCUUUCACUGCCUUUAGGCCUUUUCCUUGUAUUACUGUUCAAUGAGGUCGAUUACCUUUCCAGGACACCACUACUACGAUUGCCAACAUUCUGGAUGGUAACAACCAUAAGUGGAUUUUUGGGCUUAGCUAUUAGCUUCACAUCUAUGUGGUUUCUUCAUCAAACAAGUGCCACUACAUAUAGCCUUGUGGGAUCACUAAAUAAGAUACCUCUCUCUGUUGCUGGUAUUCUUCUUUUCAAAGUCCAAACUAGUCUUGAGAACACUGCCAGUAUAUUUUUUGGCCUCUUGGCUGGAGUAAUUUUCGCCCGAGCAAAGAUGCAGGAGAAAUCUCAAUCCUAAAUUGUUGAAAACCUGUUUUUCUCGCUUUGUAGAUUAGCAUUUGAUUUGAAUUGUAAAGCAUGUUGUAUAGUCAUAACAACAUGAUUCUCUAAACAUCGAACAAUAGUAUUGAAAUGCAAUGUAACUUUAUCAGCAAAGAAAAAGUGUUGAAAUGCAAUGUGACCGAUUAAAGCAUAAUGGAUAUCGAAUAUUCAUAGUCAUCCAACUAGUUUGGGAUUGAGGUAUAGUUUAUUGAUCAUCGAU
This is a messenger RNA of Lycium barbarum (goji berry), 1420 nucleotides long. RefSeq names its product GDP-mannose transporter GONST1-like. The record is from RefSeq and is a predicted model, not a curated record. NCBI's taxonomy places the organism in Eukaryota, Viridiplantae, Streptophyta, Magnoliopsida, Solanales, Solanaceae. Gene Ontology annotation, cellular component: Golgi apparatus. Gene Ontology annotation, molecular function: GDP-mannose transmembrane transporter activity; antiporter activity. The transcript has 9 exons. The coding region runs from base 59 to 1177 and encodes 372 amino acids.